GGCCUGCGGGCGGCAUGGCGGCGGCGGCGGCGGUGCCGUCGAGGGUCCCCGCGGCGCCGUCGGGGUUCGGCGUGUGGCUGUGCGGGCGGCUGGAGGCGCUGGGGGCGGACGGGCCCGUGUACGCCUCCUACAUCCGGGCCGUGCUGCAGGACGACGACGGCGACGACGACAAGCUGGACGCCCUGCGCGACAUCCUGGCCGCCUUCCUGCAGGAAGAAGAGCCGCUGCUUGCCGUGUGCCAGGAGAUCAUCGCCCGCUGGGCAGAGGCCCAGGCCGCCGCCGCCCCCGCCGAGAGAAAGGAAGACGAGGUGCUGGCCAUCGCCAGCCUCAUGGAGAAGCAGGCGCAGAUCGUGGUGAAGCCGCGGGCCGUGAGCGAAGAGGAGAAGCAGCGGAAGGCCGCCCUGUUGGCUCAGUACGCCAACGUGACCGACGACGAGGAGGAGGCGGCGGUGGACGUGAAGGACGGCGCAGCGGGCGGCGCCGUGACCCUCAGCUCCGACAAAUCCCUGUUCCGCAACACGAACGCGGAGUCCGUGCUGGCGGCCCGCAAGCUGGAGCGGGACGGCCUGCGGGACGAGGCCCAGCGCAAGAAGGAGCAGGACAGGCUGCAGCGGGAGAAGGACCGGCUGGCCAAGCAGGAGCGCAAGGACAAGGAGAAGAAGCGCACACAGAAGGGCGAGCGCAAGCGGUAACGGCGGCGGGCCGGGUGGGCUCCCCCGGACCCCCGCGUCGGGUUGAGCGACUGCCCCUCCGCCUCUCCCCCCGGCCCGCGGAGGAGGUCCCGCGCCCGUCGGGGGCUCCGGGCGGCGGGCAUCCAAGAAGCUCCGGGGGGAAGAAGCCGGCUCUGGGGCCCCCGAAAUGGGGGGCCGGGCCGGCUGGGCCCCCCGCGCCCCUUGGGGGUCCGCGGCCCGUCCCCUCCGCCUCCCUCCUCGUUUCCCCUCAUCCCCCGCCGGGCCCCCCGGGAUCUGGUUUGGGGGGUCACCCCCUCGCGACGGGUAGGGGGGAGACUCCGGACGAGGAGAGGAAACUCACCUCCUUCGCCCCUCAUCCGCGGUGCUGCCGAAAGAAACGUUCAUAUUUUCCCGUGGGGUUUUUUUUUUGGUUCCAAAUAAACACCUAAUAUUUAACAGA
This is a messenger RNA of Tachyglossus aculeatus (Australian echidna), 1131 nucleotides long. RefSeq names its product coiled-coil domain containing 43 (gene CCDC43). The transcript has 5 exons. Bases 15 to 692 code for a protein of 225 amino acids. NCBI's taxonomy places the organism in Eukaryota, Metazoa, Chordata, Mammalia, Monotremata, Tachyglossidae. The record is from RefSeq and is a predicted model, not a curated record.